CAAAUCGUGAACUAAACGUUACUGAUGACAGUCGAUGUCGAUUGUCGACAGCAGUUUUUCGCGAGAGGCGUUAUAAUUCUUACGUUUUAAGGCUAAAUUAUUGUGAUUAUUAUAAUUCAAAAUGUUAGCCUUGAUUAAUCGUAUCCUUGAUUGGUUCAAAAGCCUGUUCUGGAAAGAAGAGAUGGAGCUCACGUUGGUCGGCUUGCAGUACUCUGGAAAAACAACAUUUGUGAACGUCAUUGCAUCUGGCCAGUUCAGUGAAGAUAUGAUCCCCACCGUUGGCUUCAAUAUGCGCAAAAUCACUAAAGGCAACGUCACUAUCAAGGUGUGGGACAUUGGAGGCCAGCCCAGGUUCCGCUCUAUGUGGGAGAGGUACUGCCGCGGCGUCAACGCUAUAGUAUACAUGGUAGACGCGGCCGACAGCGACAAGAUCGAGGCGUCCCGCAACGAGCUGCACAGUCUGCUCGAGAAGCAGCAGCUCACCGGCAUCCCCGUGCUCGUGCUCGGCAACAAGCGCGACCUGCCGCACGCGCUCGACGAGCACGGACUCAUCGAGCGAAUGAACCUGUCAGCAAUCCAGGACCGCGAGAUCUGCUGCUACUCGAUCUCGUGCAAGGAGAAGGACAACAUCGACAUCACGCUGCAGUGGCUCAUCCAGCACAGCAAGUCCGGCGCCGCGCGCUAGGCCUAGCUCUACACUUAGGUACCGCUAGUAGACCUAGCUCUAGACUAGGUACAGCUAGUAGACUCAGCUCUAGACUAGGUACCGCUAGUAGACCUAGCACUAGACUAGGUACCGCUAGUAGACCUAGCUCUAGACUAGGUACCGCUAGUAGACCUAGCUCUAGACUAGCUACCGCUAGUAGACCUAGCUCUAGACUAGGUACCGCUAGUAGCCCUACACCCGUGUAGCACAACACUCGAUCUGAUUUUGAGACCACUUAAGACGAAAGGGGACGUCACGUGACCACUUCUCCGUACAAACGUAGUCCUUAGAUUCUUCUCUGGUAAUACAUUAUAGAAAAUAUUUUUACUUACACGAUUAGUUGUAUAUUAAUAACAGCGAUGGGGCAUCCCUUUGUUUGAUUUUUUCGAUUGUAUAUUGUAAGAGUUCGCUUUUAAAAAUUUGUAUGUAAUUUGUUUUUCGCUCAUAACUCUUAUAAUAAUCAAAAAAUCGAAAAAACUCUAACGAAGGGGCAUAGAUAUGCUUAAUAUAUAAUGAAUUGUAUACAUAUAUUUUCCUUACUGCCAAUAUCUAGGGCGGAAAAUGCGGACUACGUUUUUAUGGAUAAGUACGUUAGACGGGUGGAUCACACAACACAUUAGUACAAUCAAAGAUUCCUUGUUUGUAUAGAAUAAGAUUUGUAAAGUCUAAAAAAAAAUUCGUGUGUCGAUUGUAAAAUUUUAUAUUGGUCAAGUAGAUAGUACGGCGCCAUAUGUUUUUUGGUACCUUCCACCAAAGAGAAUUUGAAAUAGAGGUGGAUUGUCAAAGAAAACUUUGUAGCCACAGUAAAUUUACUGCCAUCUUUCAACACAUGAUUAAAACUUUUAGAACGCCAUUUGACUUUGAUCCUUAUUCUUUCACUGAUGUAUUUAAUUUGUUAAAUAUCAAAAAGUGGCGCCAUCCAAUAGAUCAAAGGCUAAAGGUAACGAUGCCGCCACAACCUUUGGGUUAUGCCCGGUAAGAUCGCGCCACUUUUUUAACAAAUUUAACACACAUCAGUGAAAAAAUAACGAUAGCGUUCUAAAACUUUUAAUCAUGUGUUUAAACAUGGCAGUAAAUUUACUGUAGCUACAAAGUUUUCUUUGACAAUCUACCUCUAUUUCAAAUUGUCUUUGCCUCCACUUAUUUAUUUAAUUUAAUUAAGUUAAUAUUUGACGACCAGAGUUACAGCAUAAAGUGCGGAACUGUACAACAGCGCCAUCUACUGUCAAAUUCGGGCAUGAAUUUUUCUUAGACACAUCUAGGACAAUCAAUGAAUCUUUUCUUUAACGUGUUUUGUGCAAUUGAUCAACUUUGUAAGCGCUCACGAUUUUACGAUCCAUUUUCCCAAAAUUCGACACAUUUUAAUAUGCUUUUUUCUAUUACAAUAUUUAAUUGUUUUCUCGCAUGAGGAUCGAGCGCGGUGCGUAAGCGGUCUAGGUUCGCACUCGAUUUAAACAUAUUUCAAUUGCUAAUUGUUUUAAACAUCAAUUAUAUCAUGAAUAUACUUAAUGUUUAAAGGAAACAAGCACACUCAAGUUUUGAAUUAUACCUUAAAAAUAGCUAAUCUAUAAAUACAUAUUUUGUUGUUGUAUUACCGUUUAAAGAAAUAAAUUUAUUAUUUUUUCCAUCUAUCCGGCGUAGUCCAGUUUUAUGUGCAAUAAUAUUUCGUACGAUAAAUCGCUCAAUAAUAUCUGCCACCUCAUUUGACGGUAUAGGUAAAGUACAAGUAAAUUUACAAGAUUUAAAAAUUUGAGUAACGCUUGGUUGUGCCUAAUAGAUGUCUCCUGGCUAAAAAACCUUGGAAAUGUGAAUAAGUGCUUAAAAAUCUUAAAUCGCCGCACGUUUGUGAUAAAAUUAUUUAAGUGUUGAAUCUGCACAUCCUACUGACUGUGCCAAUAAAGCGUCUUCAAAUUGUAUCCGGAUCCGCUCGCCGCUUCGGUGUGCGAUCGGGACAUCGCUAUAUUAUCAUAGCGCUGUCUCGUUUACACACCGGAGCGUCAUGCGGAUACGCAUCGGCGAUAACCGCGUAAGGGCGUCUAAACGCGCAUAUUCGGAGGCUUAAUGUCGCACAUGUAAGAUUAACUUGGUUUCCAUUGCGUAUGUCUAAUAGAUAAAAGAAAAAAAGUAAAAAAAAAAAACUAACUACUUUUUGGAAAUGGUUGCAAGUAUUUAGAAAUUCCUUGCACCUCAAGAUUGUUGUCAAUUAUAAUAAUCGACGUCAUAAUACCCUGGCUUUUUAUAUUUAAAGGUUAUAUAGACGUGACAAUUUGCCCACCAGAGUGGCAAAUGUCGAUAGAAAACGCCAAUCGAAAGUGAAAUAAUAUAUGAAAAUGAUCACGUGCCCUUUCAUUGCAUCUGUCAUCCUGAUACAUUUUUUAUAUUCGAUCAAGCGGCAUUUGUCGAUUUACGAUUGUCUUCUUGGUACCUAGUACCCUGUUUCACCACGCUGACAAUUGUCGCCUGACAUUGACAAUUCACCGUACAUUGAUGUUCCAGCAAGUAAGUAUUGAGGGUAUGCCAAUUGUCAUGUUGGUGAAAUAGGCGCAUGUAGGAAGGUAACUUGACAGGCGUGACCAUUUAUCGUGCAACGACAAAUUGUAAUUAAAUGGGUGGUCAUUGUCUGUAUCUUUAGGUAUUAAAAAAAGGUAAACAAAAACUACCCUCAAAUGGCUCCUUAAGCCAGUCGAGGGUAGAUGAAAACAUUACAUGAUCAAAUAAUGUAGGUUUAAAGUCAGGUUGUUCAGAGACAGGUCCAGGCGGUUUUGUAUUCCAAUAAAUAUUAUAUUAUAACUUACCGAAAAUGUAAAAAUUGUUUGUUUACUUUUAUUUAAAUAUCUAAAGAUACAGAGUUUACGUUGUAUAAAUUGUAAAAUGUAAUACAAAGAAAUUAGAGCGAGUAUAAAUUUUACAUACAAAACUUCCACUCGCUCUAUUUUAUUUGGUGCCAGAUUCGUACUUUACCAUUUACAUGUCUACGGACGGGCCUUACGGGCACUAAGAAUGGUGCUAGUUCAGUAGUGUGACUCAUGAAUUCGAGCCAAUCGUGCAGUCUAACGCAACUAGUUGCGACUCAUUUCGCGCGUGAUGCGAACUCAUCAACCAAUCGCGGUGUGGCGUUAGACUGCACGAUUGGCUUUAGUGUGCGUGAUACCGCUGUACUGGCCCCAUUCUUAUGGACCGUAAGGCCCGUCCUUAAAUAUAUGUCAAUGUACCUUACGUAAAUGUUCAUGCAAAAUUUCAUGUAAUUUAAGCAUGUCGUUGUGAAAUGAGGGCGUAACUUCGAUACGAAGCGGUUUUUUCGCGUCGGAUUCGUGUGACGUAUAAAAUUGAUCUGUGUAAUGUACACGUUUGGAUAUACCGGGUGUGGCCUCUAACAGGAGCAAAAAAUAAGUUGUGGGCGUAUGUUCAGUGACUUUUAAAAAUAACUUGUGUUUUGUUACAUUUAAGGCGUAACAGGCAACGUCAAUUUCAAUGAUAAUGCCAUACAUUAAAGAUUUAAUUUGUAUGAGAAAUAGGAAAUCUAAAGACUUGCUGAUUUUCUAAAGUUAUUGAACAAAAGUGUCAGGGAGUACAAUCUAUGUUUUAAUUAUAUGCUCGUGUUACAGGCCGCACCUAAUAUACACUUUGUUGGACGAAUUAGAGAUAGAUGGAAACUGUUUUAUUGUCUGCUUUGUAUGUAUUGCUCAGCGCGCGAGGUUUUUGCUUUCAAAUCCCUAAGGUGAUACAUGUGAUACGGCUUUAGAGUCCGACCGAGCUAACUCUGCACAAACUGCAGUGACAAUAUGUGAAAUAAUUGCGUUUAUAGUGGCACUCCCACACUUUGCACCUCAGUCUGUAGAGACUGCAGUUAUUACCUUUUAUCUCAGGCGCUCGGUAAAAAAGUUGCGCGAUGAUAUUGUAGUAGAAGGUACCUGAGCUUUGGAACUAAAACUAGUUUAUAUUAUUACGUUUUUACUUAACGUAAUACAAAUCAGCUCCAUCUAGCCGCUUUCAACCAGUCCGUAGCUGACCAUAAUAACUUCUUAUUAACCCUUUGACCGCCACCGUCGGCUAUGGCCGUCAUCUGAAUGACUUGCCAAGGACGCCAACGACGGCUACAGCCGACAGUUUCGCCAAUGCAACAGGGACUAACGCGGGACUCUGUAAAGUUCAAUUUCGCUUAAAUAAUCGUGAUAGCCAGCGUCCGGGGCACGGCAUGUUCCUUUGUCGUCUGGCGUUCAAAAGGUUAAGACAAAAGUGGAGGACCUGCGCGAAAUCGUACAAACGUAGUCGUCAUUUUCCUCUCUAAUUAAUUACAUUAUUGUUUUUUUUUUUACAUAAUUUAAUGUAUAUUUACCACAGCUAUGCCCCAACGUUUGUUAGAUUUAUUAUUAUUAUAACUAUUAUAAGAGUAAGAAGCAUUAAGAAAUCACUCCUAAUUUUUAAAAUAAUCAUAAAAUCUAAAAAAGUCUAACGUAUAGGCAUGGGCAUAGCUAUGCUCAAUAUACAUCAUAUUAUGAAUAAGAAAGUUUUUAUUAUCUACUGUGUAAAAAUAAUUUUCAAAGUGUAAUCAUCCAGAGAGGAAAAUGGGGAUUACGUUUGUAUGGAGAAGCCGCAGUCCCCUUUCUUCUUACACCACCUCAGUUAAAUGGUAGAACUAUAGCUUAGACGGACUCUAAGAACUGGAUCCAGGCAGUUUUUUUUUUAAUGAUCAAACGUCGAGAUUUCAUCCAUGACUGUGGCAGUAUUUUCUAACAUUUUUUUUUUUAAAUUGCCUCAUUCCAAAUGAGAAUAUUGCCUCAUUCGUACAUUCGGCCAGUGUAUAGUUACUGAUGGAUACGUUAGCCACAUAUCACUAGCUUUCUUUUAUUUAUUAUUGUGCAUCGAGGACAAUCCUGUGGGCGUACGUAACCAGUAAUGAGUUUGAAGUUUUUUUUAAUACAACUUCGUCCUUUUUUGGAAGUCUGUUAAAAUAUUGACUAUAAAACUAAAUGAUUAACACGUUAUUGAUCAAAUUAAUAUCCGUUAAGUAGUUUUGACGCUACGGUGGAACAAACAUAAUAAGAAUACAAAAAAGCCGAAAACCUGUGAUACCAAACACACUGACGUACAUUCGAAGACUAAUCGUUUUAUGCAAAAAAAAAACGCGGUGAUUCCGAUUUUCGCCACACACCCAUUUAAUCAUAAAUUAUUAAAUAAUUCAUUUCAUAUUGGUCAAAUCAAGCCUAAGUUAAAAUAAAUUUCAAAUGAAAUAUUAGGUACAUUUAGGAUUGUCUGUAAGGUGGCAAUAUGUUGAUUACUGUUCGCUUACCCACUCAAAAUCUAAAGUAACUAUAUGUUGAGCGACUAAUGUACUAUGUUAGAAUAUUUAGAUCCUUUAAUACUAGUAUUACGCAUUAUAUAUAUAUUAUAAAUAUACUUAUCUCAUACUGUUAGUAACGAUAAGGUGAAAAUUUAAUGAGGGACUAAUUUUGCUCCAUAAAUUAUUCAGUAUACGUAGGAAAUAUUUAUUAUUUACAAGUUUUUAAAGUUUUUUUUUAAAGAUUAUCUAGCAAAAUUAGGCUCACAAACGAGUUUAUUCAUAUUAAUAGUAAAUAAUAUUAGCGUAAUUAAAUCAUCAUCAUCACAUGCCAUUGAAACAAAAAAAAAACUAAAUUAAGCCUGUUUUACCACUCUGACAAUUGUCACCUGACAAUGACGAUUUGCCAAUAUAUGGCGAAUUGUCAGUGCCAGUUGUAAAUUGUCAUGUUGGUAUAUACGGGCUUUCAGUCUCCUGAUAGUGACAAUCAAUAAUUUCAGACAAAUUUAUUGUUUUGGUACUUUACGAGUUGAUAUGCGCUAUAAUUAUUUAUUAUUCUUAUGUUAUAGUUAUGAAGUCAUUAGAUUUGUAAUUGUUUACAGCUUGAAUGCACACUGUAGAAUAAUUUAAGGUGAAAUUCAUGAGGGAAAGAAUGCCUAUGGGUUUAUAGGAUUACGUUGUUAUUUGCAUUAGUUACAGUAACCAGUUAUUAGAUAAGGCAUAGUUACAGUAUUUAGACUUAUUAUGGUUGAAUUUUCAAUAUAAGUACUUAUCGUUUUCGUUGAGACGUUCAUUCAUCACUCGCAUACUUGUUUGAAAAGUAUUUGUCUCAUCUACUGAGAUAAGACAUGAAAACGCGACCAUAAUAUGCUCCUAUUUCAUCAUCUUGACAAUUGUCAUCUGACUAUGACAAUUACUGCGUAGGUUAGUAACGACGCUGCCUACUUAGCGCCAAUGUUUACUUGUUGGACCAGCAAUGUAAAAUUUAUAGGAAAUGUCAUUGUCAGUAUACAUCUAAUUUUAACGUGCAUUGACCUGUUUGUACGGAUGCGGCAACCAAUGUACUGUAAUGGUGCCUAUAUUCAAGAAUUUCGUUUUGUAAUAAAAAUGCCAUGUUUACUUUAGUCCGCUCGCCAGCGACUGAUUUCUCUUGUACCGUUUCGAGGCGGCGGGGUAAUGUAAACAUGCCAUUUAAAAGAACCCAGUAGUAAAGUUAUGCCAAAAAAUAACGUAAACCUGUUGUUGUUAGGCGGUCUUUAAUGUGAUCACAAAAAUUAUGUUACGUGUAUGUAUAGUAUGUUUACGGUGCCUACUUACUCGUUCAAUUCGGAGUUGGCCGAAUCAAAUAAUAUAUAUAAAUAGUUUAUACCUUACCUAUACAUGAGCGGUCAUUAAAAUCGUAAAAUUUUAGAUUACUGUAUAAUACGCGAAAAUAUUUUUGUUUUCACAAUGGGAAAUUGCAACUAUAAAGUUGCAGCCGAUAUAACCGCAUAAAACGAAUGUAGUUAAUAAUUUAGUAUUUACUCAGUAAGUUAACGUUUGCCCACGUCUCUUAUUAGCCAACAUGACAAAUUGGCGUCUGACACUUCACAAUUCGACGUUCAUUUCUAAAACGAUAAGUAACAGUCUACUAAUUGGACCACAAAUGUGUCUAUUUUUAUUGUCAUGUGACAAUUGUCAAGUUGGUUUAAUAAGGGCUUUGUGUCAAACUUGAUCGCACCUGAUUUUAAUGACAAGCGCUGUAUAUAUAGUAUAUAUAAAUAAAAUUAUGUAUCUCUUUUAUAUGAUAUGGGAAUAGUAGUAAAGAGUUCACGAAUAUAAAUGAUAUGUAAAAUGCCAA
Molecule: messenger RNA, 7824 nt
Organism: Cydia pomonella (codling moth)
Lineage: Eukaryota; Metazoa; Arthropoda; Insecta; Lepidoptera; Tortricidae
Product: ADP-ribosylation factor-like protein 8
Exons: 5
Coding region: 122-685 (187 amino acids)
Biological process (GO): protein transport; anterograde axonal transport
Cellular component (GO): lysosomal membrane
Molecular function (GO): GTPase activity; GTP binding
Source: RefSeq, a predicted model, not a curated record